GCAGCUCCUCCUCCCACAGAGACUGUUUAUCGAGAAAGCUGAGCUGUGUCGCCCUGACAAAAACAAGGGCUGGGACUCCAGCGAGGGGGAGCAGUGUGCCUGACGCGUUCAGCAUAGGCUCUUCAUCCAUUUUAAACCAUUUUCCAUUUAAUUUUUUUUAGACAUUAGCACAUACUAGCGCACUAUGUUGCCCGACGCUAUUUAUUCACCCGAUCAGCUUUGCAAAAUGUUUUUGUCUUUGCACUUUCUUUUGCUGAGCGUCGCUUUUGUGGACGGCAGCGCAUCAAUUGCUGAAGACUGUGUGAGAUCCAACGGUGUGCAGUACAGAGGCGAGCAGCGGAGCUCCUCCGCAGGGCUGACCUGUCUCAUCUGGACCAACUGUACCAGAGACUAUGAUGUUCAAAGCCAUACUGAUUCAGACUCAGGUAUUGGGGACCACAAUUACUGCCGUAACCCAGACUCAUCAGAGAGGCCUUGGUGCUACAUUGCUGGCCCAGAUGGGAUGGUCCAGAGACAGUUCUGCUCCAUUCAGCCCUGCAGUGAGCAACCCUCCACUGUGGCACCAGUGGCUGAAAACCUCAGCCCACCAGGAGCUACUGCUCACCUGGAGAUAUUUGAGCCAGCCAAGUCAGGACCCGCUCAGGGAGGAGGGGUAGCUGCUGUCCAGCCGGUUAUGGGCAUCAGCCAGCGAGUGCGCACUGGACCCAAAAAGAAGAAGGACCUAGGCACCCUGGGCUACGUUCUUGGCAUCCUAAUGAUGGCCAUUAUUAUUGUCCUGGGAGUGGGCAUCACAUUUGGCUACUUCUAUAAGAGGGGCCGGGACCUGAAGAAGCAGCACGAGCAGCGUGUGUAUGAGCGAGAGAUGCAGAGGAUCACCUUGCCCCUGUCAGCCUUCUCCAACCCCACCUGUGAGCUGGUUGAUGAAAACACCAUCGUAAUCACAGCGGAGCACGAGCCGACCCCCGGCCAGGAAGCAGUGGAAGGGGGCGAUCCCCUCAUGGGCCAGCAGGCUGGCACCCCAGGAGCCUGAGCGUGAGCGUAGUCUUCAAAUGGGACAUGGAAACAUUUUAGUGGACCAGAACACUCCCAUCUCCUCUCCAUCCCCACAAAUAACCUCUGUUUUUCAAGGUCUAAAAGGAGCAGCGGAGCAGUGUCGGCCUCCCUGAGGGUUCAGCUGAGCUCUGUGUCCUUUGUGUCCCCUUUUCUCUGUUUUUUACACAGCUGUGUCACAAACAGGGGGAUAAGCUGACAUGCAGUGCACACAGAUGAGGAGAUAUUUCACAAUUAUUGGUAAACAUUAAGGAGAACCUGAUUGGUUGGACAGUUGUGUACACUUAUACAUCUCAUGAAUACUCACUCCGGUAUUUGAUAUCCAUAUUUGAUAUCCAAGAAAAUAUGAGAUAAUACUAUUACUGUCCAGUGAAAUGGAUAAUGACCAAUCAAUGUUUAUGAUGAUGUGUGAUUAAGAGUUGCUGUUUGGAAUGGGGGAACAUUUAUAGCCUUUUUCCUUGAUUUUAUUUUUGCAAGUUGAGAAUGUGCUCAGCGAUGUGGGCUGUGUUAAUGUUAUGAGUAUGCUUGCAUGCAGAUACUCAUCCCCAUUGGUCCACUGGCUGUGCUGAGGGUGAUGUGGACAAGAAGCGUGUACAUCUGUAUGAACUGGACUUUGUUUUGGAGACACUCUGUUGACACAGAUGUGAGAGUUUGUGUUUCCAAAAAUAGUCAGGCCCCUCAGCGAUAGGAUGAGGGAGCAUGAGUUGAAACGGAUUUACUAAAGAAAAGGGAGCACCUCCCACCCAGAAAUUGCCUUAGCAUGAUACUUUUGAAUGUAUUUGUUCAUCAUUUCCCUGAUGAUUUUUUUCUGCUUGUGUUCAGCCGGUUAAGGUUGCAGGAGUGGUCGAAGGCAGACACAUAACAGGGCAUUCCCUUUACUUCCACAGGUUAAGGAGUGACAGGAAACACAGCACGCUCUCAGUUUACAUGGGAGACAGUAGUUAGUCCUCAGGACAAAAUAGCACUGCCACAGCACGCGACAGGUCAGCCUACGAUCGGGACAGUCUGAGCGCUGCCUUUGCAGGACAGAACAGCAGAGUCUGUGAAGUGUUGAAGCCUGGUGCUUUGAUUAGAUUCAGACGUCUGAGUUAUGCACUCGAUGCUUCAGGGUAGAGAGAGGAACAGAGUAGAGCAGAAGUCAGUGUAAAGUUCGGUGUUGUGCGACAACCUUAAAUCAUAAGACGACUGCAUGUACAUGGUUACCUGUGUUUUAUAUUUAGGGGCCAUUUGCUUAAGGAAGUGUAGAACUGUUCAAGGUGGGAGGCGUUUACAAAAUACUUGCCCGAAGAUAGAUAUCACCUUACAGAGAAGAUUUUAGUUAUGCAAUCCAGACAUCACAGCCUCUUUUGUUCUUCUCAGUAUUCUGCUAGUCUUUUUCUUCAACAGUGCAAAGCUCUAGCUGACCUUGCUUUGUGGUCAUUUCACUUAUAGAAUCUGCAUCACUGUUAAGCUAUGGUAACUGCUGUAAUUAUCAUUUUAUCAAAGUACACAAUGUGUCCAAAGCACUGUUGCUCAUCAUUUGAAAUUAGUACUUGUAUUUGUAUGAUUGGCAGAUUUUUACUGCUGUGACCGAAAUAAAACAUUUGGAAAGUCAAA
This is a messenger RNA of Myripristis murdjan (pinecone soldierfish), 2646 nucleotides long. It is a transcript of the gene pik3ip1, whose product is annotated as phosphoinositide-3-kinase interacting protein 1. Bases 185 to 1030 code for a protein of 281 amino acids. Lineage: Eukaryota; Metazoa; Chordata; Actinopteri; Holocentriformes; Holocentridae. The record is from RefSeq and is a predicted model, not a curated record. The transcript is spliced from 6 exons. Gene Ontology annotation, molecular function: signaling receptor binding; endopeptidase activity. Gene Ontology annotation, biological process: negative regulation of phosphatidylinositol 3-kinase/protein kinase B signal transduction.